AUGUUUGUUUCCAGAUCAGCCAUCGCUGGACCAUCCCGCAUCCCCAUCCAGGCCACCCAGACAGUAUGCCGACGUGCUGCGACUAGGAGAUAUGCCUCCGAGGCUCAGGAAGAGUCUGCCGAGCCGGCCGACGAGCUCUCGCAAAUGAAGCUCGACCCUUCCCCUCAACUGCCAGCAGGGCUUCAGAAGAGGGAAGGUCGAAUCUUUUACCAAGAUUGGAUGAGAGUCGAAGGAGGACAGUUCAGGGUGCCGCAGAAGGGGCAGAAGGCCAAGUGGCUUGGUGGACAUGUCCCAUACACCAGUAAUCCUUCCUUCCGACCUCCACCGCCAUUGUCCAACUAUACCCAAGACGCCAUCUAUGCCGACUUGGUAAGAGGUGCCGACGUUGCCGAGGUUUCGACAAAGUUCAACGUGUCCAAAAGCAGGGUUGAUGCGGUGAGAAAGCUCAAGGAGAUUGAGAUAGAGUUCCAGCGAAGAUCUCUUCCUCUACAACGCGCUUUCUUGGAGGGUAUGGAGCCUCUGUUAGGUGUCCGCACACCCAUCAACCCCCGCACCAAAAAGUACGACGUCGCUAUUGCUCGAGACAUCGACAUGGCCUACGAAUCACAUCCCUCCGUCUCUGCCGAACGCCUGGAAGAACAACGGUUCGAAUCGGGUGUCGGUCAAGAGGGCGCUUUCGGUGACCGUUCUCGUGAGAGUGCCCAGCCCGGUAUUGAGCGGACGGCAUGGGAAUGGCGAGAUGAAGAGAAGGCUCUCGAAGAUCGUCGUUUACUGGCGGCGAAGGAGGCGGAGGUCAAGCAACAGCCUGGUCACGAGGGUAUCGUCCACGAGGUCCUUCAGAAGGAGGUGCAGUCCUCUUCUAUGUUCCCCACCCCUGCUGUCGAGGAAAGUAUCAAGAGAAAGGAGAGAGAGGAGCUCAAAGCGGCCAAGGCGAAGAAGGAUCACGUGGAUGUGGAAGGGGUGACUGUUGGCGAUAUUCACUUUGUGGACACAUCGUUCACCAAGGCGUUCGUCAGCGAGAACAAGGGGCAGAAGGCCAGAGAGAAGCGAGAGAGGAGGAAGAAUAGGGCUGCUGGGCAGGCGUAG
Molecule: messenger RNA, 1086 nt
Organism: Cryptococcus wingfieldii CBS 7118
Lineage: Eukaryota; Fungi; Basidiomycota; Tremellomycetes; Tremellales; Cryptococcaceae
Exons: 3
Coding region: 1-1086 (361 amino acids)
Biological process (GO): mitochondrial translation
Cellular component (GO): mitochondrial small ribosomal subunit
Molecular function (GO): structural constituent of ribosome
Source: RefSeq, a predicted model, not a curated record